CAUCUCCUCACUCACCAGCCUCAAUCUCGCGUUACACCUGACCUGUAUGUCGAUGAUUAAGCUGCGCCGCAUCGACUAGACGAUGUGUCAGCGCCCUCCAGGUCAAGAAGAUGCUGGUCCUGCUACUGUACCGAAAUCCGAUUCCAAUGUCUCGAAGUCAAAUUCGAGUCAAGGGCCAGCACGUCCCUACCCACAAAUGCUGCAGUUUGUGAGUGUAGGACCUGGGGGCUCAGUCUCAAGUCCCAACAUUGUGAGGUCGCACGCAAUAAAGGGAUAUCACCAGAGGAGGAAGGAGGCCAAGAAGGCUUAUCUGAAUAGCUUGACCCAGCAGAGAAAUGUGCAGCUACGCCCAAUUGGGAUUGCUCCAAGGUCUCAGGCUGUGACCAAGAAAUCACGGGGGCUUUCAGUCGGCCCCAUAGCCAAGGCUACCAGCGAAGAGGUCGAACGGCAUGAGGAUGUUCCGGUGAGAGUGGAAGAACAAAACGAUUAUGAAUCGGUCGAAGGGGCGGUGGAGGCGGAAAUCAUUCGCCAGGAAGAUCGCCAGUUAUGUCUCUUGACAACAAUUGAAAACAAAGCAAACAAUUUGGUACCAUAUGCCUGGUUUGAAAAAGAUGGCCCAGUUCUUUAUGUCAACCGAAGAAAAUGGCCAUUCCCAACCCCCUUCCAAGUGACUGGAUCAGAUCGUACAGACCAGAGCAUGAAGAGCUUAACCCCCAGACAAUCUGCCUGGAUGCCUUAUACCAGAAGUCCAGACUUUACGACAGUUAAAGGCGCAGUAUUAGACCUAGAUGUAUUGUCCUGGAUAAGUCAAACUCCUGAAUGUUAUCAAUUCCGGGUCGAAACAAUCAAGUGGAUCCAGGACCGGCUAGAGGACCCCAAAAAAGCGUUCGACUACGCCACAAUUGGUGCGAUCAUGACCUUCAGCAUGUGGACUGCAGGUUAUGGAGACUCGACAGAGAUUAGUACUCACAUGGAUGCUGUGCAACGCAUUAUCGACACAAGAGGAGGGUUUACUUCUUUCCAUCACGAUGGUCCUAUGGUAGCAAAACUAACACUUUUUGAUAGCAUGGUAGCGGUCCUGACGGGGAAAGCUGCCCGGUUCCCUCAGGUGGACUACUACCUCUCGAGACCAGUAUCAACACAAGCCGCCAUAAUCCACGAAUCACCCCUCUCAGGCGAUGGAAAUUUCGAGAGCAUCAUAACAUAUCGCAGUAAACCCGAACUCAUCAUCCUCCUACUCAAACAAAUGUGGACACUCACAAUAGACCACCGCCUCCAAACACUCUACGAAGAUUCUACCACAUCUCGCCCUCAGAUAUCCUUCUCUUUAGAACCGCAAUCUAACUACAGUACGCACCUCCUGACUCUUCCUCUCCUCUCAACCUGCCGCGACCCAAAACACAACCACGUCCUCGAGACCCUCCAACAUGCAGGCGCUAUCUACCACCGCGCCGUCGAGUUCCUCGACAUCGACUUCCCGUCUCCUAUCAACAAUCGAGCCUUCCAAGAUCUCUGCACUGAAUUUGGAAAAUGUUCCGAAGAUGAAUUCUGGGUAAGGUAUCCUGGUGUUCAGCUCUGGGUCCUGCUCGUGGGAACGGCGGCAGCGAGAGGCAAGAAAGAAGCAGCUUUCUGGAUGUUCUAUCUCAGCAGAACGGGGAGUUUUUCCAAUGCUGCGAAUUGGUUGACGGGAAAUGCGGCCAUUAGGUUGUUUCUGGAUAUACAGCGGCGGAUGAGGGAAGCUGGAUGUUCUUCAUGACCAGUUCGAAACGACGGGAUGAUCGUGAUCCAUUGUUCAAGCCAAGUGUUUGACCACGAGGGGAUAGAGCGGGAAACAAGAGGCUUCCGCGUCAUGGGGCGGCCAUAAUGCAGAAGAAAUGUUGGGUUCCUAUAGGGACUCCCUAGCUGUGGAACCAGUCAUCAGCAUGCUCCGAGACCUGGCUAUUUUGCCAAUUUUAAAGGUCCGGAUUUCGCAUCCAAUCUCCUCACCGCAGAACAACCUCGAAAUCGCCAACCAGAUUUUCAUCAGUCCAAAACAAGAAUCAACAUUACGAUUAUCGUCCACGAUGACGGAUAUACGACCAGAAACAUUCUCUCAAAAUACCCACAUACCUUUCAAGCACAUUUUGUUUUAUUACCACAUCAGGUUAGAAGCUGCAAACAAAGCGGGAGCUAAGACGCGGAAGAUCGACAAGGCUGAAGUGGAAGAAGGCUAGCUGAAAGUUUAUUAGUGCAGAUGCUUAGUGGACGCUGCACACAUCGCAUGGCAUAUAUUUGGGCUUCGUUUGGGUUGGACUGGACAGGUUUAACAGAUACCUGUCCUGUCUGUCUUGAAACAUUGAUUAGCGGAUUUGGAUUUGAUAUGAUACAGUAUAUACAUAAAGGAAGGUAAACAGUACAACUUACAGGAUUUGAUGGGUGUUGGAGUUGGGAUACAUGGGCAUGAGCAUGGGCAUGGGAUGGGUAAGGUAUAUAUAUACGAUACGUACAUAGAACAAGCAGGUAGAAACGAUAUACAAGGAUCCUAGGCUUCACUUUCAUCGCUUCGUCAUUCAUCAGACCACGACUUUAUACCCCCGCUCUCUGUACAUCUUCCUCUCCAUCCACACAUAUAUCUUCCUCCAUCCUAAACUGUCUUGUAUGCAUUGAUCCAUCCUCCUUCUAGAUAGUUGGGACUGUCUUUUCUCACUCCGGACUCCUGAAUACCAUGGCCACUUUCGCCAUAGAACCUCAUCGCAACAGUCGCCGGCAAGAUAGUAAGGGAAGGUUUGGAUAACAAGAAGAACUAAGCUAAAAAGAAGAGAGCAGGAGAGAAGGAGUGAGAUAGAAAGAGAAGAAGAGAAAUGGGAACGUG
Cadophora gregata is the source of this 2851-nucleotide messenger RNA. RefSeq lists its product as uncharacterized. The coding region runs from base 83 to 1756 and encodes 557 amino acids. The transcript has 4 exons. NCBI's taxonomy places the organism in Eukaryota, Fungi, Ascomycota, Leotiomycetes, Helotiales, Ploettnerulaceae. The record is from RefSeq and is a predicted model, not a curated record.